Molecule: messenger RNA, 591 nt
Organism: Dermatophagoides farinae (American house dust mite)
Lineage: Eukaryota; Metazoa; Arthropoda; Arachnida; Sarcoptiformes; Pyroglyphidae
Gene: HSPC300
Product: haematopoietic stem/progenitor cell protein 300
Biological process (GO): actin filament organization; regulation of actin polymerization or depolymerization; cell motility
Cellular component (GO): SCAR complex
Molecular function (GO): protein-containing complex binding
Source: RefSeq, a predicted model, not a curated record
CUCAAUUUACAAAAAUAAAAUGUGAAAAUUUUGUGUUUUUAAAAUUCUGCUUCAUAUUACAGCUAUUUAAUCAAUUUGCAGCUUACGAAUUUUUUAUCGUUACGACAAUGGCAGCUUUUCCCAAAGAACCAAUCAAUAAAACAAUACAACAAGAUUGGGCUAAUCGUGAAUAUAUUGAAAUCAUAACGGGCAGCAUUAAAAAAAUUGCCGAUUUUCUUAAUUCUUUUGAUCGUUCAUGUCGUGGACGAUUAGCAGAAUUGAAUGAAAAAUUGACAAGCCUUGAACGUAGUAUCGAACAUUUUGAAGCUAAAGUGGGCAAUAGUGAAUUAGUAGCAAAUCAACAACAACCACAACAACAAUCUAAUUCAAAUGUCAAUACAACGAUGAUAGCAACUAAUAAGCCAGUUUGAUGAUGGCAAAAAUACUUUUUAAUUUUAAAAUUCAUUUGAAUCGCAUGUAUUUUAUUUCCAUGACAAUUUAAUUUUUUUUGCAUCAAAAUCUUAAAAGCUCAAGUGUCAUUCCACCCAUACAUGAAUGUAAAAGGCUUAUAAACAAAUACAUAGUGAAUAAAAAAUCUUGGACACUUGGAAA